GCCUUCUACCUGUGUAAAAUGACCCAUUCUGACAUGAACCACACCAUUCUGACGGUUGAGUAUUGAAACGAAAAUGAUUGGCAUCUUCGCUGUAUAGUGAAAAGCGUCCAGAGCUGAAUCCUCAACCAAUCUCUAUCCCAACCAUUGAGUAUAACUUAGGCGUGUCAGCGUGUGCCAUAUUUACCGGCAUCGUAAUCGUUUAUGAAGCUUAGCCGCAUCUUUCUUUCUUGUCUGCCAAAACACCUUGUGUAGUUACGGUCGAAGUCACUCGCGAAAAUGCCAAGGACGUACGUCGACAAUGCCUAUAACCGUAGUGUUGGAAGAGUAGGAUUGCCUGUUGGGUCUGCAGUCAUUUCCUCUGGCUCCUCGGCCAGUUCCUACAAUACCUCAUACGGGAGCGCGAGCUCUUCUGGCAGAACCUAUGUCGACAACUCUUUCAACCGUAGUGUGGGAAGAGUGGGGUUACCUGUUGGUUCUGCGGUCAUUUCAUCUGGCUCCACGGCAAGUCCGUCUAAUACCUCGUACGGGACUGCGAGCUCCUCAGGUAGAACCUACGUCGACAACUCUUUCAACCGUAGUGUGGGGAGAGUCGGCUUACCUGUUGGAUCUGCUGUCAUUUCCUCUGGCUCCACGGCAAGUCCGUCUAAUACCUCGUACGGGACUGCGAGCUCAUCAAGUAGAACAUACGUUGACAACUCUUUCAAUCGCAAUGUUGGACGAGUGGGAUUACCCGUCGGAUCUGCAGUUAAUUCUUCUGGCUCCAGUGCGAAUACCGCCUCUACUUCUUCGGGAAAAGUUUACGUUGACAAUGCACUUAACCGCCGUUUAGGUCGGGUUGGUCAGCCUCUUGGAUCUGCGGUCGUGCUUUCGAAUACACUAUCAAAUUCAUCCCGUUUCUGUGACAUCGACUUGAAAACGUACAUUGACGAUUGUACGAAAGCGAAUCUGUCGUCGCACAGACAAGGAAGAAAGGGGCCUGGCUGCUCGAGGUCAGCUACUUCGAAAUCACUUGGAGUCGUCUACCGACAUCUAUUGAGUAUUCCUCAAGAAGACUUGGAUCUGUCUACCGAAGACUUGACUGAAAACGAAAUAAACUAUGCUGUCGACCGGGUGCUGCAGCAUUUCACUCGAGCUAUGGAAAUUGAGAAGUGGAAAAAUGAUUCAAAACUUGAUCAAGAUCCCAAGACAUCAACAAACAUCAUCACGAAUUUCCUAGGGAACAGUAUCAAGUACGAAGACAUUGAGCUUCGCAGUAUCAUUGGUAUUGGAGCCUUCGGUGUCGUUUAUGUCGCUAAGUACUUAGGGUCCAUCAUCGCUGUCAAGAAGCUGUGUGUCCAACGCGUCUCUAAGAAAAUGCAAACAAAAUUCAACGAAGAGGUCGGAGUUUUGUCUAAACUGAAUCAUCCCAACAUAGUAAAGUUUAUAGGAGCUUGCGUAGUUUCUCCUAACUUGUGCAUCUGUAUGGAAUACAUGAAGAUGAGUCUUCAUGAAGCUCUGCACAUGGAAGAAAUGAGUUUCUCCGAGGCCCAAAAGUUUUCGAUGAUUUGUCAUGUCGCCCUUGGGCUUGAGUACCUCCACUCGCAGGGUGUUGCUCACUGUGACAUCAAAUCCCAAAAUGUCCUGAUUGAUUUCAACGAAAAAUCUAUGGACGAUUCUUUAACUGCAAAGCUGACCGACUUUGGCCUUUCUAUGAUGAAGAAUAAUUCUGAGUCAGUUUCAACUACGAGUGAAUGCCGUGGCAACAUCGGCACUCCCCGAUAUAGUGCGCCAGAAGUCUUACGAGGCGAAAUGCUCAACAUUCCUGCGUGGAUGGCGGCCGAUGUUUAUUCACUAUCUUUGGUUGUAUUUGAAAUCGUAUGUGGUGAGGAACCGUUUGAUACUUUGAACGUUUAUCAACUAAGGAAGGAAGUUGGAGAAAAACGUUUAACCCCGCAAGUCAGCGAUGAUCUGCAUGUAGAAACUUGGCUGCAGCAACUUUUCGAUAUGUGCUGGAGUAGAGAUUCAAAGAAACGGCCAUCUGCUACGGGCUUCAAGCUUAACUUUGCCGGUAAACCUAACCUGUACCUUAAAACUUGAAAGGUUUUCCAUUGUUUUUGGACGUUCCUGAGUUAGGUAUGUUGACUAAAUGGAAUUCUUGUCAAAUGAAUACAAGGAAAAUUUCAUAUUUUCGUACCUUUUCUCAUAUGCAGGGAAGCUAUUCAAAUUGUUACAAGUUCAAGUUUAUUAAUAGUUAUAUUCUCUUAUCUUCACGGAAGCUAUUCUAAUUGUUACAAAUUCAAGUUUAUUACCAGUUGUUAACAAUAAUUUAAAAGCAAGGAAAAC
Molecule: messenger RNA, 2322 nt
Organism: Hyalella azteca
Lineage: Eukaryota; Metazoa; Arthropoda; Malacostraca; Amphipoda; Hyalellidae
Product: dual specificity protein kinase splB-like
Exons: 3
Coding region: 277-2076 (599 amino acids)
Biological process (GO): protein phosphorylation
Molecular function (GO): protein kinase activity; ATP binding
Source: RefSeq, a predicted model, not a curated record